GCUUGGCAGUAUGAGGUACUCGACCUUGCUAAUUCUGGGUCUUAUUUUGGCCCUGGCCCUCGGAGGCGAGGCCAAGUCCAAGUCCAAGAAGCAGAAGAACAAGCAGAAGGCCGAGACGAUCCUGCCCCUCGCCGAACCCUGCAAACCAGCGAAUUGCAAACUUCCCGAUUGCCGCUGCUCCGAUGCCAUCCUACCCAGAUCCAAGUUUCAGGGCAAGGAAAACGAGAUCCCUCAGUUCGUGACCAUUACUUUCGAUGAUGCUGUCAAUGCAGUGAACUACGCCCAGUACGAGCUGCUUUUCGAGGGACUGACCAAUCCGGAUGGCUGCGAGGCCGCUGGGACUUUCUUUUUGUCCCACGAGUACACGGAUUACGUGAAGGUGAAUGCUCUCUAUAGGGCGGGACACGAGAUUGCCCUGCAUUCGGUGACCCAUGGCGAUGGCACCGACUACUGGCGAUCGGCGGAUGUGGCCACCGUGGAGCGAGAGUUUGGAGCCCAGCUGAAAAUGCUGGAGGCCUUCGCCAAGGUGGAUCCGAAAAAGGUGCAGGGAAUGCGCCUGCCCUUCCUCCAGAUUUCCGGCAAUAAUACCUUCGAGGCAGCCCGUCGUUUGGGCCUGAGCUACGACAGUUCCUGGCCAACGCAGCAGUUCAAGGAUCCGGCCAUGUGGCCCUACACCCUGGACUUCAAGUCCAAGCAGGACUGCCAGAUAGGUCCCUGCCCAGAGGCCUCGAUACCCGGCUUUUGGGUCAACCCCAUGGUCACAUGGACCGACACCGAGGGCUACAGCUGCUCCAUGAUCGAUGCCUGUGUCUAUCCGCCGGAGGACGAUGUGGACGAGCUGUUCGACUGGAUGCUGAAGAACUUCAAUAGGCACUACCAGGGCAGCAGGGCGCCCUUCGGGAUGUAUCUGCAUGCCGCUUGGUUCGCAAGGGGUCGCAACUACUUUGGCGCCUUCAAAAAAUUCAUUAACCACCUAAACACCUAUACGGAUGUGUAUUUUACCGGCAUUUCGCGGAUGCUGGAGUAUGUGAAGAAGCCCGUGCUGGGCGCUCCAUUCAAGGAGUGUCCCGCGCUGCCGGAGGCGGAGUGUCGAGCGGUCCAGUGCCAUGUCCAAAAGAUGUCCACCGGCGAGGAGCGCUACAUGACCGUGUGCGACAAGUGCCCCGCCGUCUAUCCCUGGCUGGACAAUCCUCUAGGACAGCAGCUGUAGACCCACCAGCCUUUUGCCCCACAAAGAGCGUACACGGAAAACAAUAAAAAGGAGUUUUGCAUAACGAAA
Messenger RNA from Drosophila takahashii, 1279 nucleotides. RefSeq names its product Chitin deacetylase-like 9 (gene Cda9). Gene Ontology annotation, molecular function: hydrolase activity, acting on carbon-nitrogen (but not peptide) bonds. Gene Ontology annotation, biological process: carbohydrate metabolic process. NCBI's taxonomy places the organism in Eukaryota, Metazoa, Arthropoda, Insecta, Diptera, Drosophilidae. The record is from RefSeq and is a predicted model, not a curated record.